GCCUCUUGUGACGCCAUUAUCUUAUUCUGCCUCCACCACAUUUGAUCCCCCUGCCCCAAAUGGCACCGCGUCUCCCUCCUCCAUUGCACCCCCCGUCUCGUCUCCUUCUCCUCUCCCGCCGUCGCCGUCGCCGUCUCCGCUAGCGCACCCUGACUCGCCGCGGGGUUGUAGCAGUGAACAUGGACCUCGAUCCCUCCCCCUCCUCCGCCCCCGGGGACGGCUGUGGCUCCGGCGACGCGUGGCCCUUCGACACGCUGACCACAUCCUUGCUCUUCUCCUCCGUCUCCGCCUCCCCGCCGCUGCCGGGGAACUCCUCCUCGUGGCUCACGCCGCCCUCGCCGUUCUGGCUCUUCGACGACCGCCAGCUGCUCCCGCUCGAGGCCCCCGCGGCGCCCGAAGCCGCCGUCGCCGCCGCCGUCGUCGAGGAGGUCCAACGGGCCCGCUCCGGAAAUCCUGACACUACAAGUAAGAGGGUUGAACAGAUCAACCACAAAUGGCAGUUUCACCUAUCUCUGGAUGACAAUGCCACUGAUAACUCUAGCUUGUUCAAGGAGAGGCUCACUCAAGCUCUCAGGUACUUCAAGGAGUCCACAGAUCAACAUCUGUUGGUUCAGGUUUGGGCACCAGUUAAGAAUGGAGACCGCUUUGUGCUUACUACUUCAGGACAGCCUUUUGUGCUUGACCACCAGAGCAUCGGGCUACUUCAGUACAGGGCUGUAUCCAUGAUGUACAUGUUUUCAGUUGAUGGGGACAAUUCUGGAGAGCUGGGGCUACCUGGGCGUGUUUAUAAGCAAAAGGUACCUGAGUGGACACCAAAUGUGCAGUACUAUAGCAUUACUGAGUAUCCACGGCUUAACCAUGCGAUCAGUUACAACGUUCAUGGUACUGUCGCCCUGCCUGUUUUUGAUCCUUCCGCACAGUCAUGCAUCGCUGUCGUCGAACUUAUAAUGACAUCAAAGAAGAUAAACUAUGCUUGUGAGGUUGAUAAAGUCUGCAAAGCCCUUGAGGCAGUAAAUCUUAAAAGCACUGAAAUAUUGGACCAUCCAAAUGUCCAGAUACGUAAUGAAGGCCGUCAAACUGCGCUGGUGGAAAUACUGGAGAUCUUGACUGUAGUAUGUGAAGAGCACAAGCUUCCUUUAGCACAAACCUGGGUACCUUGCAAGUAUCGAAGUGUAUUGGCACAUGGUGGUGGUUUGAAGAAGAGUUGCUUAAGUUUUGAUGGAAGUUGCAUGGGGGAGGUCUGCAUGUCAACCAGUGAUGUGGCGUUUCAUGUGAUUGAUGCUCAUAUGUGGGGAUUUAGAGAUGCCUGUGUAGAGCAUCACCUACAGAAGGGGCAAGGAGUUUCUGGAAAGGCUUUUAUCUCAUGCAAACCUUGCUUUUCAAAAGAUAUCAAGAAGUUCUGUAAGUUGGAGUAUCCCCUGGUACACUAUGCUCGAAUGUUUGGGUUGGCUGGCUGCUUUGCAAUAUGCUUGCAAAGUUCUUACACUGGACACGAUGAUUACAUAUUAGAGUUUUUCCUGCCACCCAAUUGUACCGACGAAGAUGAUCAAAAUGCCCUGUUGGAGUCUAUAUUGACUCUGAUGAAGCAGUGUCUUCGUAGUCUAAAGGUCGUUGGCGACAGAGACUUGAAUGGGGUUUCUCUUCAACUUAAUAAUGUGCUAAAAAUUGGGAAUGAAGAAUUCAAGACGGAUGUGCAAUUUGAUAACUCUGAAGGUUGCCUUCGUGGAUCACCUGAAGGUGGUACACAUGGAGGAGUCCACGAGUUUGAUAAAGGGAAUAAGAAAGUUUCAAAUAUGCCUGAGGGUCAUUUGUUGGCUGAUGACUACUCUCAAGACAAUGGCACUUCUGCCACCAGACCAAAUGGUAGCGGUGCCUCUGUUUCCUCAUUGCUUCACAAAACCAACAAACCCCCUGAAAGGAGACGAGGAAAAGCUGAAAAAACUAUCAGUUUAGAGGUUCUUCAGCAAUAUUUUUCUGGAAGCCUGAAAAACGCAGCUAAAAGCCUUGGCGUGUGUCCUACAACCAUGAAGCGCAUCUGCAGGCAGCAUGGGAUUUCUCGUUGGCCAUCUCGAAAAAUCAAUAAGGUCAAUCGGUCUCUCUCGAAAUUAAAGCAGGUAAUUGAGUCUGUUCAAGGCUCAGACGCCGCAUUUAAUCUCACAUCUAUCACAGGUCCUCUUCCUAUUCCUGUUGGUCCUUCAUUAGAUUCUCUCAAUGUAGAGAAAGUUACUCAAAGUAAAGUUGCAGAACGUUCGAAUCCCAUUGUUGACGGUGACAGAGAUUCUUCUUUGCAAAAAUCACUUGAAAAUGACGGCCACUUUGGUAUACCCAUGUCCCAGCAAGGAUUUAUGGAGAAUAACAACAAUGCGCACCUUGAAGCAGACAAAGCUUCUCACUCAAGAAGCUCAUCUGGAGAAGGCAGCAUAAAUUCACGUACUUCAGAGGGCUCAUGCCAGGGAAGCCCCGCAAACCAGACAUUUGUAUGCAACCCAAUUGCUUCGACAUUCGUGGAACCUCAACUUAAUGUGGAGGAGUUCACUAAAGAGCCUUUUCAAGAACCACAGCUACCACUUUCCAGGAUGCUCAUUGAGGAUUCUGGUAGCUCCAAAGAUUUGAAGAAUCUCUUCACUUCAGCAGCCAACCAACCCAUUUUCGCCCCUCCCAGUAAUUUGGUGUCAAUGAAGCAUUCAGGGACUGUAACAAUAAAGGCAAGUUUUAAGGAAGACAUUGUAAGGUUCCGGUUCCCAUGCUCUGGCAGUGUUACUGUAUUGAAAGAUGAAGUAGCGAAAAGGCUAAGGAUGGAUGUUGGCACGUUUGAUAUAAAGUAUCUUGACGAUGAUCAUGAGUGGGUGAAGCUGGCGUGCAAUGCAGACUUGGAAGAAUGCAUGGAGAUCUCACGAAAUUCCGGUAGCCAUGUCAUCAGGGUGUUGGUUAGCGAUAUUGUGGCACACGUUGGUAGUUCCUGUGGGAGCUCUGGUUGAUAUGCAUUCCAGCAUUUUUCUUCGUUUAAUCAGUGUGCAAAAGUUCUUGUUUGAUGAGGUCAGUUUCACCUGUUGUUGAUCUAGUCCUUUUGCUAGAUAGCAUUAGCAGCUGUGUUUGGUGAAUGCAUCAUUUUUUUUGUACGAAAUGUGUAAUUGUGCAAAUCGUACUUAUAGCCAACGCUGUACAUAUUAAACACUUGGUGCUGAAAAUUCUGUCGAACAAAGUUACAAACCGAAAUUGUUGGCCAGAUGUGGAACACUCUUGGGUUUGAACUUGGAGGCACCUUGUUAUCCCUUCAGCUCUUUUUGGAGGUUAAGAUUGUUUGGGAAAUACAUCUGAUUUUUGUAGUUAACUAUUCCCGCUUGUAAAGACAUUCAUUUUAUUUGCUCCUUGCUAGCAUAUCAAGUUCAACUAUAAUGA
Molecule: messenger RNA, 3399 nt
Organism: Phragmites australis (common reed)
Lineage: Eukaryota; Viridiplantae; Streptophyta; Magnoliopsida; Poales; Poaceae
Product: protein NLP3-like
Exons: 6
Coding region: 180-2978 (932 amino acids)
Molecular function (GO): DNA-binding transcription factor activity; protein binding
Source: RefSeq, a predicted model, not a curated record